Molecule: messenger RNA, 1511 nt
Organism: Lindgomyces ingoldianus
Lineage: Eukaryota; Fungi; Ascomycota; Dothideomycetes; Pleosporales; Lindgomycetaceae
Exons: 1
Coding region: 137-1252 (371 amino acids)
Biological process (GO): regulation of DNA-templated transcription
Molecular function (GO): zinc ion binding; DNA-binding transcription factor activity, RNA polymerase II-specific
Source: RefSeq, a predicted model, not a curated record
AACUCCGCUUACAAGAUUAGCUGAGUCACAGAGCUCUCGAUUAUAUAUCGAUAGCUAGAAACUCACAAGCCAGAGCAAUCUAGGGGACGACCUGAGCAGAAUUUAGAAAAAUAAGAGGUGGUACUGUAGUAAGAGAAUGCUAGGAUAUAUUUCGUCGACACGCAAGAAGUCCUGCCAUGCCUGCGUCAAAAGUAAACGUCGCUGCGACCUCGGAUAUCCGUGUUGUAAACGCUGCUUUACCAAAGGAUUGAACUGCACGUAUCCUAAUGGUUCGGUCAACGAAGCGGAGGUCGUAGUUCGUCAGACGACACCAGAUCUCAUUCCAUUGACCAACGAAGGAGGGCUGGAAACAUCCGAGCUACCUCAUAACCUGGCUGCCAUUGAUCCGGUACUUACAUCUUCUUCGGAUUCGUCGAGUCCCGAGAGCGUUCAGGAAGAGAUUCCAUACUUGCAGCCACUUACUGCAGUAAUCCUACCGCAGAUAUGGGAACCUAGGGUGCUUGCGGAAGAAAAGGUUAUCUGGAUGGCCAAACAGCUCACUACCUUUGUCCAAUCCCUCGCGCUUUCUGGUAGCACUCCUUUUUUGCACCACGCACUCUACCGCAACUAUCAACCAUCCGCAUACCAAGACAGCUGCAGCCUCUCCGCCCUGUACCUUCUCAAAACCAACCAAAACCACUCCAUACUAACCUCUACCAUCGACGCCAAAAUCGCGGCCCUCAUCGCCUCAUCUUCCAGCUGGACACUCGCCGAGCACCUCGCCGCCGUCCAAGCCCUUAUUAUCUACCAAAUCAUCCGCCUUUUCGACUCAGACCUAAACCUUCAAUCCCUCGCCUCAUCCCAAAACUCCCUGCUCGAACUCUGGACCGCACAACUCUGGAAGCGGUCUUUCAACGAGGUGCAAUCCUUCCCGACAUCCUACACAUCCUGGAUCUUUUACGAAUCCCUGCGUCGCACUGUCCUCAUGUCGACAUUUCUCCGUGGGACGUGGAGUGCGGUGGGAAAUGGCGGGUUAUGUGAGGUAGUGCCGAUUUUGGCGAGGUUACCCAUGACAAGAGAUAAUAAGCUGUGGGAGCUGGAUGGGGAGAGUUGGGGUAGGAGAGCUAGGGAGCAGCAGAAGAGGGGGUGUUUGAUUGCGUAUGGGGAGUUUACGUUGAGUUUUAGGGUGGAAGAGGAGGAUGUGGGGAGUCUGCCUGAGUUUGAGAAACUGUUGCUAGUGGCGUGUAGAGGGGAGGAGUUGAGGGGGUGGUGAAGAGCUGGUGGCGACGGUUAAUUCGCAGCAUUACUACUCAAGCCAAGUAGGAAUACUUCUCCUUGCUUAGGUUUAGUGUAGGGCUGGGUGAAGCAAGGAGGAUUACCAGUGUAAAUCAUCGGCCCAAAUAUCGAACCUCAGACUUGCGAUUUGAUGGUGGCAGCUUCUCCUGGUCUUAGUUUUGAGUCUGAUACGAGCCCUCGACCAAUCUCCGAAGCACUCUUGAGCCUCAAAAGGCGGCACGUGGGCCUGAAAGCUC